Molecule: messenger RNA, 1636 nt
Organism: Humulus lupulus (European hop)
Lineage: Eukaryota; Viridiplantae; Streptophyta; Magnoliopsida; Rosales; Cannabaceae
Product: protein RETICULATA-RELATED 1, chloroplastic
Exons: 7
Coding region: 116-1354 (412 amino acids)
Biological process (GO): plant organ development
Cellular component (GO): chloroplast inner membrane
Source: RefSeq, a predicted model, not a curated record
UGACACUCAAAAACUCCAUUUUUCUCCCUCUGUAGUCCGUAUUAACAACCGCCGUCGCCGUCGCGCUCCUCUCAACGUCCGGCGCUUGUAAAAAUCUUCUCUUUACGAAAACGACAUGUCUUUGUGUUCGCCUGGAUUCUCUUCUUCAUCGUCGAACCUCUUCUACGCCGACGCUUCGACCAGGCAAUGCGGUCAUCCCCACCACCACAACGUCGCCGUCGAUCUUAGGGUUUUUCAUUGUUCCAAGGAGCCUUUGAAUCUGAUUUCUUCGCGCCAGUUAUUCUCGAUUGAGAACCGUGGGUUUGGUCUGAAGUGCACUGAAUCAGGAUCCGUUGCUAAGACGAUCGUCGAGGAAACCGAGUUUUCUGAGCCGAAAACUGAUCGCGGCGAUGGUGGUACCGGUGGCGGUGAUGGGAAUAUGUCCGGUGGCGGAGGAAAUGGAGGUGGCGGCGGCGAAGGUGAUGGUGAUGGUGAAGAGAAGGAGUUUGGACAGAUAAUGAAGUUUGAGGAGGUGAUGAAGGAGGCCGAAAGUCGGGGAGUGAAGCUUCCUUCCGACAUGGUUGAGGCUGCUAAAUCUAUUGGAAUACGGAAAGCUUUUCUUUCCCGGUACUUGGAUCUGCAGGGAUCAGCUUGGCCAUUGGGUUUUCUCAUGAAGCACUGCUCUAUGUUACGAAAUCGAAUGCUGGCAGAUCCUUCCUUCCUGUUUAAAGUUGGGACAGAGGUAGUCAUAGAUUCUUGUUGUGCAACGUUUGCGGAAGUUCAGAAGAGGGGAAAGGAUUUCUGGGCAGAAUUUGAAUUGUAUGCUGCGGAUGUUUUGGUUGGUGUGGUUGUUGAUAUUGCUUUGGUAGGUAUGUUAGCACCCUAUGCUCGAAUAGGGAAGCCGCCAUCCGUGUCAAAAGGUUUAUUUGGACAAAUACAACAGGCUACCAGGGCCCUUCCUAGCAGUGUCUUUGAAGCUGAAAGACCAGGAUGUAGAUUUACAGCGAAGCAACGAGUUGCCACAUACUUUUAUAAGGGUGUGUUGUAUGGAUCAGUUGGGUUUGGAUGUGGUCUUAUUGGCCAAGGCAUUGCAAACAUGAUCAUGAAUGCUAAAAGGAGCAUAAAGAAAUCAGAAGAGGAUAUACCUGUGCCGCCUCUCCUUGGAAGUGCCGCGCUUUGGGGUGUUUUUCUUGCUGUGUCAUCCAACACUCGUUACCAAAUCAUAAAUGGACUCGAACAGCUUGUCGAAGCAUCACCUUUGGCAAAACAGGUGCCACCAGUUGCAAUGGCAUUCACAGUAGGUGUACGGUUCGCCAACAACAUAUACGGCGGUAUGCAGUUUGUAGAUUGGGCUAAACUAAGCGGAGUGCAAUAACUGCAAUACAUGUGAACAUGUUUCACUUUUUCAAUAUCAAAUAAGCUAUAUAGAUUAUAUGUUUUCUUUGUGAGCAAUAAGACUUAUAAUUCUUUAGUUUUUGAGUUGGAAGUCAAUUCAUUUGCUGGGCUUGGACACUGCAUUCUCAUUUUACAGUCUCUAAGGUAAAGAUAUCACUUUAAACUAUAAGGUAGAUCAUUUUUCACCAAGACAAUGCCCAUUUUAAAUAAUUUUCAUGUGAAUUGACUCUCUUAUGAAUGUUAUAUGCUGAUUUUUUGACUA